AUGACCAAGCUCGGAGAGUGGGGUUUUGGAGUUUAUAACCUCCGCAUUCGUGGAAGUAAUUCUGCGUAUCUGAGCUCGUCCUCACCUCCCUCGCCGGCAUCGUUGUUCCCUAAGCAUCUCUCCACCCUCAAGCUCCUCGGCGAAGCUGGCCGACCACUUUACCCUGCCUAUUGGCGCGUCACCUCUCCACAGCACGACCUUCGUGUUCAAAUUCCGUCCAAACAUGACGAUCUCACUAGGGCUUUCCGUAGGGUUGAGGUCAACAAAUCGCGCCUGAUCACCUCGCUGUCGGACGCGACAUGGUCGUUCCUCCCUCGGCGUUCUCUGGUUGUGUGA
This is a messenger RNA of Cyclocybe aegerita, 336 nucleotides long. NCBI's taxonomy places the organism in Eukaryota, Fungi, Basidiomycota, Agaricomycetes, Agaricales, Hemipholiotaceae. The record is from the annotation of a GenBank genome assembly.